AUUGCAUCACUUUUCAACCAUUCAUUUCUCAGCAAACCAAACCCAGAAGCCAUGUCUGUCAAGAAGAGUCUCUCUCUCAACAACGGCGGAGCUGGGAUGGGUGGUGCAUCUACGAAGAAGACUAAGAAGAGUUAUUCUCUAAACAAUGGUGGUAACGGCGGCGAUGUAGUUACAGCAAAGCGCAGGCGGUUUGAUCGAUGUUUUUCUUUCAUGGAGAUUUCAACAGAACAAGGAAAAUCACUCAAGGACAUGGAUUCGGAGAAGUUGAAAUCUGGGAUCAGGAGGUGGGCUAAGGCUGUUGUUGCUUACGCCCGCCAAGUCAGCGGCCGCUUCGGAGGCACUCGUGGCUGACUGAUGACAAGCCUAACUGUAAGUGCCUAAUGGAAGUAGUUCUGCUUUGAACAUAGUGAAUAUCAAAAUGAUGGAGUUACUUGAGUUGUAACUCAAUUUUCCAUGCUGAUAAACGUAAAUAGGAGAUUAAGAAAUGAUUGAUUGAUUGGUCCUUGUAUGUAAAUGCGCCCAAUGAUGUAAAUAGUUGAUUUUUCCAUCCAAAAUAAGGCCUGUGUCAAGCCAAGUAUCCAAA
Messenger RNA from Prunus dulcis (almond), 583 nucleotides. RefSeq lists its product as uncharacterized. The coding region runs from base 52 to 351 and encodes 99 amino acids. The transcript has a single exon. The record is from RefSeq and is a predicted model, not a curated record. Lineage: Eukaryota; Viridiplantae; Streptophyta; Magnoliopsida; Rosales; Rosaceae.